AUGCACGGUAUCAAAAGGAACCACCUCAUUUUUAGAGGUCCUAAUCCUUUUGAGGACCCCUCUGAGGUGAUCAUCGGCGACCCCAAGGAGGCCAAGUUCGGUACCACCAGCGAGCAGCUCUUUGAGGGCUACCGCCGGUGCAAGGAGCUGGGCGUGAAGCGCUUUGGCCUCCACGCCAUGGUGGUGUCCAACUGCCUGAAAGCGGACGAGUUGUUGGAGACGGCUCGGAUGCUUUUUGGCCUGGCGGUGGAGAUUUACGAGUGUCUGGGUAUCCAGAUCGAGCUGGUGAACCUGGGGGGCGGCUUCGGCAUCCCCUACCGCCCGGAGGAGACCACGGUGGACGUGGCCGCCGUGGGCGCCGGGAUCCACCGGGUCUACAAGGAGCUGAUCGAGGCGAAGGGCCUGAAGCUGCGGGUGGUCACGGAGUGCGGGCGAUACAUCACCGGGCCUUCAGGGAUGCUCUUUAGCCGCGUGGUGCACCAGAAGAAGAUCUACAAGAACUACGUCGGGCUUGAUGCCUGCAUGGCGAACCUCAUGCGUCCUGGGAUGUACAACGCCUACCACCACAUCACCAUCAUCCCCAACAAUGAGCCGGUGCCUGGGCUGCCGGACCGCCGGGUGAAGCGGAUCGACAACUCCAAGGACCUCAUUGUGAAGCAGGGGGUCUACGACGUGGUGGGAGGCCUCUGCGAGAACAACGACAAGUUCGCGGUGGACCGGGCCCUCAACGUGGACCCCACCCCCGGGGACGUGGCGGUGAUCCACGACGCCGGCGCCCACGGCCACUCCAUGGGCGGCUUGGCCGGGCUUCGGCGGGUUUGGCGAGGUGGGCCUGGCCCUUUUAAAACGGAGCUUGGUCCGUUUUGGUGUGUUCUUUUAUUAUACAUAUAUAUAUUGUGA
Effrenium voratum is the source of this 900-nucleotide messenger RNA. Lineage: Eukaryota; Dinophyceae; Suessiales; Symbiodiniaceae. The record is from the annotation of a GenBank genome assembly.